GAAGAAGAAGAAAACGAAUCGUGGAAACGCGGCAAAUCUUGUUUGCGGAAGUCAGGACUGUGGCGGCCGCGAGCGAUUCUUCCGAAAAGACGGAGGUGAAACGGCUCGUCCGCCCCCCGUCCCGCUGCUCCCCGUCCCGCUGCUCCUCCGUCCCGCUGCCCCCCGUCCCGCUGCUCCCCGUCCCGCUGCCCCGUCCCGUCGGAGCGAGCUGCUGGAAGGUGUGAUCGGCCGGUCCGGGCUGAGCGGCCCCGCAGGUCUGUGGAAACACCUUCAGCUUUUUAACAAACUCAGACAAACAGCUCCCGGACACCUGGCGGAGCUGCGCGGAGACCCGCAAGACCCGCAAGACCCGCAUGCAAAACCUCCGUUCAAAACGCCGUCACUUUCUCGCCUCCUCGCUUUUCUGUAAACUUCCACUGAGCUGCAGCAGAACCCGGAGAGCCGGACUCUGUGCGGGCUCACUGAAGUGGUCUCACUUCACCGAAACCACAGCUUCACCUCCACAGGUGGGAUGGACCCGGAGGUGGUCAUCCUGGAGUUCCUGGUCCCCGUGGAGAACAACAAGACCCUGCUGGUGUGGGACAUCCAGCCGUCCCACACCGAGGCCUUCAUCCAGGAGUCUCUGUCCCGGGUCUUCUCGUCCUUCGGGCCGCUCUACCUGGUGCGGGUCCGUCCCAACGCCCCGCUGGCCCCUGCUGGCUUUUACGCCCUCAUCAAGUUCUACAGCGCCGCCCACGCCGCCCGAGCCCAGCGCCGCACGGACGGACGCUCGCUGUUCCAGAGCACGCCGCUCAAGGUGAGACUCAGUACCAAGCAGACUCCCUCCCACCUGUUAAACCCCGGCAGCAGCCGCCCACUGAGCCACGCCCACUGCCUGGAACUGGCCAAUCACUGCCUGGGAUUCAAUGGCUGGUCCACGCGCAUCAUCACUCUGAAGGAGCUCAGCAGUGAGGAGGAGGAAGAGGAGGAGGAGGAAGGUGGGAGGAGGAAGGUGUGUUUUGGCUGCCAGGUGGAGCUGAUCUUCCCUCAGCAGAGACAGACAGCUAGAGGAGCUGCUGUGCUGCAAGACAGCUGCUGUGAGCCCGGUGAGUCCUCCCUGCAGAGGAGGUGUAAGCUGCAGAGGCGGGUCAAAGAGAAAGCUGUGGUCCAGGCCUUCAGCUCAGUGCUGCUCAUACUGCUGGGUGAUGGGAGGGUCCUGGUGGAGGUGAGACAGGACAGAGAUCAGACUGGUGUCCUGCCUGAUCAGACUGGAGUCCUGCAGGUAAACGAACUGUCGUGGAGUGAGGUUCUCCCUGAGGAGGGGGAGGAGGAGGAGGAGGAGGAGGAGGGGUGUGACCUGACUGUGUACUAGAGACAGAGAGGAUUGUGGGUAGUUUUGUUUUUUCACCAAACAGUCCACUAGAGGGGGUUUGUUGCCGGGGUAACAGUUACCCCGGUGAAGAGUCCCACGGCAACCAAUAGAGCGCAGCCAGCGACGCAUUACAGGAACUGUCGACGUCUCUGGCCAAUCAGAUCGCUUGGUGGACUCGCAGUGUUUGGUGUUGUCACGUUGCCAUGGAGACACGGCGGCAGCUGUCAGUCAGAGCGUCCCGCCCUCCCGGCGCCACCUGGAGCGCCGUGGUUCCGUCUGAUCUGCUAGACAGACAGGUCGGGACACCUGCCUCUCUGCGCUCCACUCUGAUUGGCCGCUGGACGUCUGACACACCUCACCUGUCCUCCUGGUCCCACCUGGGCUUCGGGACGACAUGAAUGUGAGCAUGUAGGGGUGAACAUGUGCCAGUGAUGUGAUUGGCUGUUGGUGGCUGACAUCAGCAGCGUAGCGGCGCCUUCGAGUGACGUUCGCUUCAGAGUCUGUGGUGUGUUCAGGAGACGGUGGGAAUAAUGAGUUACACCAGAAGCUUUGUGGUUUUUUUUUACUAACAUGAAGGCAAAGAGACGGCAAAUAUCCAAAAAUACUUUAAUUGAUAUGAAGAGCACAGAGUUCACUGACAGUUCACAGAACAACAGCCUCGCGCUGCCUUCAAGUGCUGCUGGGAAUACUGAACAUUCAUGCUAGUUGUUUUGAGUAUACAAUAACAAUGAUAAUAAAUGAACAGUAUGUAAGCUUUCA
Molecule: messenger RNA, 2110 nt
Organism: Myripristis murdjan (pinecone soldierfish)
Lineage: Eukaryota; Metazoa; Chordata; Actinopteri; Holocentriformes; Holocentridae
Gene: rdm1
Product: RAD52 motif containing 1
Exons: 8
Coding region: 512-1351 (279 amino acids)
Cellular component (GO): nucleolus
Molecular function (GO): RNA binding
Source: RefSeq, a predicted model, not a curated record